AUGGCUACCCCCAGUGUCCUUACUUUUGAUGCUGAGGGUCGUGCUGUUGACUUUGAGGUCUGGGUCGAUGACCUCCAGCUGUUCCUACAGUGCGAUAGGGCAGACAGACUCUCCGUGUUCGAUCUCACCUCUGGUGCCUCUUCUGCCCCGCCUACUACUAGUGACAGCACUGUUCGCUCACAUUGGGCCACACGCGAUGCUGCUGCCCGUCUUGCUGUGCGCCGCCACUUACCGACUACUGAGCAUGCGCACUUUAGUCAGUACAAGAGUGCGAAGACCUUUCGGUCGGUGCUGCGUCUACCCCUUGCGAGAGACGCCGCAGCGGUAAGGGCAAGGGGGGCAAGGGCACUGGAGGGGCUUGCGGGGGCGCUGGAGGUGGUGGAGGAGGUAGUGGAGGGGGUGGGGGUGGUGGUGGGGGUGGAGGUGUCGGUGGCAGCAUUGGAGGCGGAGGAGGCGGCGGCGGUGGCGGAGGGAGCGGAGGCGGCGGAGGUGGAGGAGGCGGCGGAGGUGGCGGAGGAGGCGGCGGCAGCGGUGGAGCUGGUCGUGGCUCUGCGCAGAGGAGUGGGUCAAGUGGUAGUCCGCGCCAGCAGCAGAUCACUCGGGACAGAGCACAGCGCACCAUUACUCUGA
Molecule: messenger RNA, 630 nt
Organism: Closterium sp. NIES-65
Lineage: Eukaryota; Viridiplantae; Streptophyta; Zygnematophyceae; Desmidiales; Closteriaceae
Source: the annotation of a GenBank genome assembly